AUGAAUACCACCACCACAACUCCAACGCCCGGCAGCCCUCUCGAUACCUCAAACCCGCUAACUACCGGGACGCCGAGGGGUGAUCAUAUACACCCGGGGUGGUAUCUGGGGUCAUCGGCCCUGGGCCUGCUGGCAAUUGUUCUUAUAGGGGUUUCGAUUUCUUGGUCUCGUAUUUGUAUAAUGCGUGCGAAGCAGAGAUAUCCUGCAGCGGGGUUUACCCCCACCAAUAUUGACGAUGCGGAGCGACUAAUGCUCCUGAAUAGACGACCGCCACGAAGAAAGUGGUGGCAGGUUGUCGGGGAAAACCUAUGCUGUUGCUGUGUUAAACCCAGCGAGAAAGACAUGAAUUAUUGUCUUCGCCUCUUAGAGGAAGGCAGGAUGAAACAGCAUGAGGCCAGAAAUGCAUCUCAGACGCCUGCGAACGCCCCCCAGGAGGCGCCCAGUACUACGCCCCCGUCGCCCUCCAAUGCCUCCCAGGUGUCCGGGAAUGCCUCCGCACCCUCCAAUGCUUCCCAGGUACCUGGCAAUGCGCCCCCUGGGUCCCCAGCAGUUCCCUUGGCCAGCGGGAGUGCUGGAAGUCCUACAAUUGCUAGGACCACGCGGGAAAGGUGGAAACGCUGGUCGAAGAAGGGGAUAAAGGCCAUGUUUGGUUAA
Aspergillus caelatus is the source of this 654-nucleotide messenger RNA. RefSeq lists its product as uncharacterized. The record is from RefSeq and is a predicted model, not a curated record. The transcript is spliced from 3 exons. Lineage: Eukaryota; Fungi; Ascomycota; Eurotiomycetes; Eurotiales; Aspergillaceae. Bases 1 to 654 code for a protein of 217 amino acids.